GUCUUGGCCGCCUGGUUUAGUGACUGAAGUAGACUGAUGUGGUCUGGUCCAUUUCUCGGAUAUGGCUAACCACCAUUUCCUCCAUUUCUUAACAAGGUAGAAAUUAUUAAUCAGUAGUUGGAUGAUUUGUUCACGUUGAAAUGAAACUCGACUUAACAAGUGAUAGCGACGACUCUAUAAGCAGCCAAAAUCCGCCCCUAUUGCUACCUGUCGACACACAAAUCGUUUAGCUCAAAAAGAAUUAAAAAACUUUCAACAAAGCAACCUAAAGUUUAUAUCUUAUUAUAUAGAACCAAAAAUCGAGAAAUUAGUAAUAUCAUCAAAUAUAUUCCAUAGUCAUCUCAGCCUCAACACACAUAUAUAGAGAGCCAGCAUCACAAACACAGAGGUUCCAAAAAUAAAUAAAAAGGCAUAAUAAAUUCUGGUUAGAUGACAGAAGGAAGGGAAUAUUCUCCGGUGAGGAUGUCGGGAGAUCCUUUUAUGGCCAUGAAGAAGAUGAAGAAGAGUAACCACAACAAGAACAAUCAGAGAAGGUUUAGUGACGAGCAGAUCAAAUCACUAGAGAUGAUGUUUGAGUCUGAGACGAAGCUAGAGCCAAGGAAGAAGGUUCAGUUAGCCAGAGAGCUUGGCUUGCAGCCUAGGCAAGUGGCUAUAUGGUUUCAGAACAAGAGGGCUCGUUGGAAGUCGAAGCAGCUCGAGACAGAGUUCAACAUCCUCAGACAAAAUUAUAACGACUUGGCUUCUCAGUUUGAGUCUCUAAAGAAAGAAAAACAAGCUUUAGUCUCUGAGUUGCAUAGAUUAAACGAGGAGGUGCAGAAAACAAACGAGGUGGAAAGACUGUGUUGCGGUGAUCAAGCCGCGAUGGUGGCUCUAAGCAGCACAAAUCAUGAAUCAGAGAAUGAAGAGAACACGAGGCGUGAACCGGAGGAAGAGGUCAGGCCAGAGAUGGAAGUGUGUGAGAAGGGUCACGAUGGGGUUGUGAGUGGUCAUCAUAAUGAUGAUGAUGAUGGUGGGUUCAAUAACAACAUCAAGAGAGAGUAUUUUGGAGGGUUUGAGGAAGAAGCAGAUCACUUGAUGAACAUUGUGGAGCCAGCUGAUAGUUGCUUGACAUCAUCUGAUGACUGGGGAGGUUUCAAAUCAGAUACUAAUCUCUUGGACCAAUCUAGCAGCAAUUACCCAUGGUGGGAUUUUUGGUCAUGAAAAAAGAAGAAGCUCUAGCUUAGUCUUUUGAGAUCGAAUAUUAUGGUAUUUUGUCUUUAUAAAUUAUGAUAGAAAGAGUCGUAUAUUGUCUCAGCUAGUCUUUGUAAUUCUGUAUUAAGUAGUAGUAUUAAUACUCAUCAUGCUUUGUAGCUAAGUAGUAAGUUUAAGACUUGAUUUGGAUGAAUAAAGAAUCAAAAGCAGAGAAUAAUAAUAAUAUAUAUAGUUUGUGCGCAGGAAGAUGUAGAGAAUCAAGAUAAGAACUAAGUUUGAAUUUAGUGACAAAACAUCAAUAUUAGG
Eruca vesicaria subsp. sativa (arugula) is the source of this 1497-nucleotide messenger RNA. The record is from the annotation of a GenBank genome assembly. NCBI's taxonomy places the organism in Eukaryota, Viridiplantae, Streptophyta, Magnoliopsida, Brassicales, Brassicaceae.